UAAAAUGUUUUAGUUGUCACUUUAUAACCAAAAUUGUCCGUGAAAAUUAGCCAACUGCAAACACAUAAACCCUAAAACGUAUCAUCAAUCAAUCGAAACCCUAGAAAACCAAUCACCGUUAUCUUCAACAAACAAUCAAAUGGCGGAAGAAGAUACCGGGAAGAAGAAGAGAGUGGUGGUGGAAUCACUAGGAUGGUUAACGGAAUCCUCAAUCAUGCCCAAAAAACACCGUGCAAUCGCCGGUGUUGGCCCCUCAUCAAUUCUCGAGCUCAAGGCACAAUUAUACAAGUCUCAAGAAGAAGCCAAAACUACCAAUUCGAAUAAGAAUCCAGAUCAGCUCGAGGUUCACCGUGCGAAGAAGAAAAUUGUUCCGAAUGAUGUCUUUGCCGGCAAGAACUCCGGUGUGGAUGCUCGUUCUCACAAGGAUAAGUUGGAGAUGAAAGCAGUGAAAGAUGGGUCAGCCAGCUAUGCAGCUCUAGAGAAGAAAGCCGAGUUGUAUGAAAAGCUGGCAAGGGGAGAAGUAUCUGAUGAGGAAGAUAAGGAGAAAUAUUGUGUUGAUUUUUUCAGUAAGACCUAUGUAAAUGACGAACCACAAAGACAUAGCCCGUUUUCUAUAGAAACAAGCAAACACGAGCCUGAUACAUAUGAUGAACCUGUGUUGCCUGAUACACGGGCUACGGGCCUCGGUAGGGCAGCUGGUACAUUAGACAAUGAUGAACAUAAGCGUUUUGUGAGGGAAGUGCAUGAAGAAGUUAAUGAAGCUCGGGAAAAAGUGUCUGAACUAAAAGUCCGUAGGCAAGAGCAGGUGGCUGCUCGGCGAGAGAAGUUAAAACAGGCUUAUUUGAGGAAACAAUUGGAGAAAUUGAAAGCUCAAUCUAAACAAGGUAAUGAUACAUGAUUUGACAUUUGAUGCAAAAUUUUGUUACCUUAACCGACCUGAAACAUGUAUAAAUAUGAAAUAACAUCGUCCAAUCAUUCAAUGUUUAUUCGUUUUUCACCUAUGGUUA
This is a messenger RNA of Helianthus annuus (common sunflower), 1007 nucleotides long. RefSeq lists its product as uncharacterized. The record is from RefSeq and is a predicted model, not a curated record. The transcript is spliced from 3 exons. Gene Ontology annotation, cellular component: nucleus. NCBI's taxonomy places the organism in Eukaryota, Viridiplantae, Streptophyta, Magnoliopsida, Asterales, Asteraceae. Bases 140 to 898 code for a protein of 252 amino acids.